UAUAUAUAUAUACACAACAGCCGAUUCCAAAGACGUGAGAGACUGUGAGGGGCAAAGCAGCCAUUACCACAUGACUCACUAACGCCAUCAAGAACAACAUAUAAGAUUUUCUUUCAUAACCCCAUGAAACGAUUCUGCUUCUAAGCUUUUGUUCUUGAUGCUUGUAUAUUAAUAUAUAUACUUCUCUCUGGAAACAAACCUCGCUGUCAGAGCUGACUUAUAGCGUCAGGCUUUUGGCCUCUUUCACAGGAUUUUAACCUCAUCCUUGUUCAUAUUCAAAAAUUCAAAAACAUUACUUGUACACACAAGAGAAAACAUCAAGAAAAGGGGGAAAACUUCUGGUCUGACCUUGUUUGUCAUCUCUGUGAUUGAUCAAAAUCCUCCCUUCUGCUUCAUAACUGUCAAUUGAUCCAAGAAAAUGGGUCUCUCAAGCCUUCCAGCCCCAUCUGAAGGAGUACUCUGUGUGCUUUUGGUAAACACUGCCUUAUCAAUCUCCAUUUUCAAAGGGAUAGUCCGGUCGAUCCUUCACAUGGUUGGCAUCCGUUUAUCAUCCUUCUCCUCAUCAUCAUCUUCAACCUCCUCACCAGAUUACAGUGAAGACCCCGCUGAUUCAUUUGAAUUUCCUUUACCUCCAUCAGACACUUACAUUAGGGAGUUCCGGAGUAGGAGUCCUGCAACAAGAUUUGAUGCAGUGUGUAGCUGUAAACAGUCUCAGCAUGACUGCCCAGUUUGCUUGACUCAAUUCGAGCCAGACUCGGUGAUAAAUUGCUUAUCUUGUGGCCAUCUUUUUCAUAAGGUGUGCUUGGAGAAGUGGUUGGAUUAUUGGAAUGUUACCUGUCCGCUUUGCAGGUCUCCUGUGAUGCCUGAAGAAGAGGAUACAUCUUGCUUUUGGUGAGCAUAUACGAAAAGUUUGUUAGUCUCAGGAAAUGUUCAUGUCAGCGUGUAGUGUACAAGUACUUUACUUGAGUGUAUCAGCCAGGGCAUGAUGUUGUAUACUUGUGUUUUGCACGAGAAAGUUCAUUACGGAUCCUUGAGAGACCAUAAAAUUUUGUCAUACAUAUUGCAAGGUUUAUGAUGUUCUAUGAAUAUAUCCAACUUUGGUUACCAACUCUUUCCUUUUAA
Messenger RNA from Hevea brasiliensis (rubber tree), 1122 nucleotides. Its product is annotated as probable E3 ubiquitin-protein ligase XERICO. Lineage: Eukaryota; Viridiplantae; Streptophyta; Magnoliopsida; Malpighiales; Euphorbiaceae. The record is from RefSeq and is a predicted model, not a curated record. Bases 419 to 895 code for a protein of 158 amino acids. The transcript is spliced from 3 exons.